This is a messenger RNA of Arabidopsis arenosa, 4104 nucleotides long. The record is from the annotation of a GenBank genome assembly. NCBI's taxonomy places the organism in Eukaryota, Viridiplantae, Streptophyta, Magnoliopsida, Brassicales, Brassicaceae.
CUCCGUUUCUCCUCCAUGAAAGCUCACAAACGGUUUUAUCAGUUAACGCUUUUUUGAACAAUGCACUUCUUCUUCGUCCCGACUUCUUCGUCUUCAUCUCCUUCUCCGGCCAAUACUUCUUCAUUCUCUUUAUUGUUUCUCGCUCCUUCUCAAAUUCCUGAGAAUCUCUGUAAAUUGCCGGCGAAGGUCCAUAUCGGAACUCAUGGAAUCUCCGGCCAAUCGUUUCUCACACAUCCUACGUUCUCAUCUAAGAACACGACUCUGUAUGCAGUCGUCGACAGGUCUUCUUCAGGUGUAUUUUCGUCGCAAAAUGAAUCUGCCAAUGGCGAAGGAGGGGAAUCUAACACGGAGGGAGUAUUAGUAGUUCGACGGCCGUCGUUGGAGAAUUCCGAUAAGGAAUCUAGUGAGGAAGAGGGAAAAAAGUAUCCAGCGAGGAUUGAUGCUGGUCUCAGUAAUAUAGCUAAGAAGAUGCCGAUAUUUGAGCCGGAGAGAUCGGAGUCGUCGUCGUCGACUUCCGCCGCGGCUGCUGCAAGGGCUCAAGAGAGGCCGCUUGCGGUGAAUUUGGACUUAUCUCUGUACAAAGCAAAGGUUUUGGCGAGGAAUUUCAGAUACAAAGACGCAGAGAAGAUUCUAGAGAAGUGCAUAGCUUACUGGCCGGAGGAUGGGAGACCGUACGUGGCAUUGGGGAAGAUACUAAGCAAACAAUCCAAGUUAGCUGAAGCUCGAAUCGUGUAUGAGAAAGGGUGUCAAUCUACACAAGGAGAGAAUGCAUACAUUUGGCAGUGUUGGGCUGUCCUGGAAAACAGAUUGGGAAAUGUAAGAAGAGCCAGAGAAUUGUUUGAUGCAGCUACGGUGGCUGACAAGAAGCAUGUAGCAGCCUGGCAUGGAUGGGCAAACUUGGAGAUAAAACAAGGAAAUAUAAGUAAAGCGAGGAAUCUGCUAGCCAAAGGCCUCAAGUUUUGUGGCCGUAACGAGUAUAUCUACCAAACACUUGCCUUGUUGGAGGCCAAAGCUGCUCGGUAUGAACAGGCAAGGUACCUGUUCAAGCAGGCCACCAUAUGCAAUUCGAAGAGCUGCGCCAGUUGGUUGGCAUGGGCACAGUUGGAGAUACAGCAGGAAAGAUACCCAGCUGCUAGAAAACUUUUUGAGAAAGCUGUCCAGGCAAGCCCCAAGAAUAGGUUUGCGUGGCACGUAUGGGGGGUGUUUGAAGCUGGAGUAGGUAAUGUUGAGCGUGGAAGAAAGCUCCUGAAGAUAGGUCAUGCGCUAAAUCCUAGAGACCCUGUUCUCCUUCAGUCCCUUGGCUUACUGGAAUACAAACAUUCAUCUGCUAAUCUUGCCCGGGCUUUACUAAGGAGAGCAUCAGAGGUUGAUCCUAGACAUCAACCUGUUUGGAUUGCUUGGGGUUGGAUGGAAUGGAAAGAAGGAAACACAACAACAGCUAGAGAACUUUACCAAACAGCUCUCUCCAUUGAUGCAAAUACCGAAAGUGCUGCUCGUUGUCUACAGGCGUGGGGAGUUCUCGAGCAGAGAGCAGGAAACUUAUCAGCAGCUAGAAGAUUAUUUCGAUCUUCACUGAACAUUAACUCACAAAGCUACGUUACGUGGAUGACAUGGGCACAACUUGAGGAAGAUCAAGGAGACUCCGAACGUGCUGAAGAAAUCCGUAACCUCUAUUUCCAACAACGCACAGAGGUCGUUGAUGAUGCGUCAUGGGUCACAGGAUUCUUGGAUAUCAUUGACCCGGCUUUAGACACCGUUAAAAGGCUCUUGAACUUUGGUCAGAACAAUGACAACAACAGGUUAACUACUACUCUUAGAAACAUGAAUGGAACCAAAGAUAGCCAAUCCAAUCAGCAACCCGAGAGCUCAGUGGGACGCGAGGACAUUGAAACUGGGAGCGGAUUUAACCUCGAUGCAUUUUUACGCGAGAAGCUCUCGUUGGAUCCUACGAAGCUGGACGUUAACCUUGAUUCUAAGAAGUUAGAUAGAUUCACUAGAGGGAGAAUAAAUGCUCCGAUGGGGGAUUCAAACGGAGCAUCGCUCAUUGAAAUCGAUGACCAGGAAGAAGUAGAAGAUCCAUUUCUGGCUUUCAUCGACUACGCCAGAACUAUAAUUUCACCGGAAGAAGACGAAGAUGAGAAGGACGAGAGCAAGAGGGAUCCCAGCGAAGCCAUGACUGAGGCUAGUGGUCCGGGUUGGGGCUGGGUCGCCUCGCGUAUUCUGAAAACCUGUACCGCUUAUUCGAGCGGUGUCACUGCCGCGAUUCUGUUGUCCGAUCUCUCUCAGGCUUGGCAUGAGCAAAACAAACCAGGAAUGUCAAAGAAGAAGCCGGAACUUAUAGAUCAGUUGAAGAAGGGUCACAGAAGAAGAAGACUCGCUAAUACUGUCACAAUUGACUCGAUUUAUGAGAAGAAUUUUUUGUCCAUGAACAGCGUUUUGGAAGCUGUUAUUAUCAAUGCCGAUGUUCUUCCUGGUACAAACAUAUUCAUGCUUACACUAGGGGAUUUUUGGAGCUCCAACACCAUUGAUCUCUAUCUACAUCGCAGAUAUUAUGAGUUGGUGGAAACACCAAAUGGGAUUCUUCGGAAAGGCAGAGAGGUUUUGAUCACUGGAUGCUACCUUCGUACCGCGAGAGAAGGAUUUGGCACUCCACGGUUACUUCCAACAGAGUAUCUUGUCGUAUUACUAGAUGAGGACCAAGAUGAUGAUGCAAUCCUCAUAGCAGCUCAAUUUUGUUCCGAUACUUUCUCAUCUGUUUCUCUUGAUGCUUUCAACGAUGGAACUUCAUACUCUCUGUAUGCUAGGAUUGAAUCUAUAGGUCCUCUGGAAUCUGAACUCACGUUUAGUACUGCACAUAGAAGGCAAAUUUCACUUGUAGAUGGUGAUGGCGAUAGGUUGAAAUUUAUCUUAUGGGGAGAGCAAGUCAUUGUGGCAAACCUUUUAAGUGUGGGAAGUGUGCUUGGGCUUGAGAGGCCUUAUAUUUCUAGUCUCGAAGAGAGUGCAAUGGAAGGAAAGGAUGAGUUCUGCCUUGAAUAUGGUAGCGCAACACAUCUCUAUCUAGUGCCAUCAACCUUACAAGAGGAACGGGUUUGUGUAGCAUUGUCACAACAUCAGUGUCAAGGAUCUAAACUGCUUGGUUCAGUCGGAGUUUCGCAGGUGACAUUGCCUCGUGACGCCGAUGGGUCUAUAGACUUCAGUAAUUAUCCUUUUCGGACGAUAAUAACGGACAUUCGUGACAAAACCACUGGCAUCAGUCUUUAUGGGGUUGUAACAGACAUUUCAUGUGAUCCAAAUGCAACAGGAGUGGUCUUUUCUUUGAAGAUUGAGGACACAACUGGAGCAAUAUGGGCUAAGCUCCAUUUUACCAAUUACUGGUCGGUGGGAAGGUUAGGGCUUGGUCAUGUCGUGUACGUGUCUGGGUUAUCCUGCAAAAUCACAAAGGAGAAUUAUCUUGAGGUGUUAUGGCAUGAAAAGGACGAGAAAGCUACAUUCGUCAACCUUAGCUGCUUGCCUGCAUUUCUGACCUCUUCUUGUAUUCACAAAAUCUCUACUCUCUCCCAAAUUUCAAAACAGAGAAAACCUGCAAUAAACAUUUGUCGGAUUAAGCUGGAUGAGAUCGACCAAUGCCGUAACAUUAACACUAGAUUAGCUCAUAGCCUUUGCGGCCAUUUCAUAGACGAAGAAUCAUCAUCAUCAUCAUCAUCAUCAUCAUCAUCACUGUAUUGCAGUUUCUGCCGAGUAAGCUGCAAUAAUAACACAGGAUCAGAAGUAGUGAGAACAUUCCACAUAACGAUAACACUUGCAGACGAGGAAACCAGACUAUACGCGUGGUGUACUGGUCAGUCCGCAGCAGCUAUACUUCAGAUAUCUCCUGAUGAAUUCUGUGACCUCCCUGAGGAUGAUCGGCUAAUGUAUCCGUCUUCACUAGAGAACGAGUGGUUUCUAGUGACCUUAGCAAACAGCGGUAGCCGGAAUUCGGGUUCCGGUCAUGAGACGGAGGCCACUUGCUGGGAAAUCACACGCGCUCUCAAGAUUUAAAAGCUACCUAUUUUUAAUUUUCUUUUUUCUUAAAAUGAUUAGAUGAAAAAAACAGAAUCUGACCGU